Molecule: messenger RNA, 1380 nt
Organism: Balaenoptera acutorostrata (minke whale)
Lineage: Eukaryota; Metazoa; Chordata; Mammalia; Artiodactyla; Balaenopteridae
Gene: SLC35G6
Product: solute carrier family 35 member G6
Exons: 4
Coding region: 1-1380 (459 amino acids)
Cellular component (GO): membrane
Source: RefSeq, a predicted model, not a curated record
AUGAGCGAGGCCCUUUCCACGGCCUCAGGCGAUCGCGCCCCCUCGGCCGCCGCUGGGUCGGACGCCGCCCGGCUCAUCACCGUGGCCGCCCCCGGCCGCUCCGGUUUCGCCCGCCUCCAGCUCUGGCUCCGGCUCCGGCCCCGGCCCCCCCAGCGCCCGGCCCCGUACCCCCCCAGCGCCGCCGCCGCCGCCGAGAGGAGGCUGGCGCAGCGCAGCCGGCACAGACACCAGGCUCCGGGAUCGGGCUCGGGGCGAGCGCGCCCGACGUCCUGCGCCCGGACCGAUCCCGGGAAGGGAACGGCGCCACGCAGGGCGGCCGGACGGGUGGGCACCGAGCUAGGCUCGGGCCUGGCUGCAGCAGCAGCGGCUUGCUGUCACCCCUACUUCAACCUGCCCGACUUCACCCAGCCAUCACCGCCCUCCACUCCGUCCAGCCUCCCCUCGCACCAGCGCUGCCGGCCCUCUGAUGUCACCAAGGGCCUGCUCGUGGCCCUGCUGGGUGGGGGCCUGUCCGCUGGCUUCGUGGGCCCCUUCUCCCGUAUGGCUUACCAGGCUUCCCACUUACCCUCGCUGGAGCUGCUCAUCUGUCGAUGCCUCUUCCACCUCCCUAUUGCCCUGCUGCUUAAACUGCGUGGUGACCCCCUCUUGGGACCUCCCGAUGUCCGGGGCCGGGCCUGCCUCCACGCCCUGCUCAACGUCCUCAGCAUCGGAUGCGCCUACAGCGCGGUUCAGGUGGUGCCCGCUGGCAACGCUGCCACCGUCCGCAAAGGUUCUUCCACCGUCUGCUCUGCUCUCCUCGCUCUCUGCCUCGAGAGCCAGCGUCUCAGCGGCUAUGACUGGUGUGGCUUGUUGGGCAGCACCCUGGGACUCAUCAUCAUUGUGGGACCUGGACUAGGGACACUGCAGGAGGGGACCACAGGCCUCUACACUGCCCUGGGCUAUGUGCUCGCUUUCCUGGGUGGCCUGGCACUGUCGCUGGGCCUCCUGGUGUACCGUUCCCUGGACUUCCCCUCCUGCCUACUGACAGUGGCCUUCCUGUUUGGCUUGGUGGGGCUGGUGGGCUCUGUGCCAGGCCUCUUUCUGCUGCAGACCCCCGUGUUGCCCAACGAUCCUCUGAGUUGGAGCUGUGUGGGGGCAGUGGGGAUCCUCGCCCUGGUCUCCUUUGUGUGUGUGAGUUAUGCGGUCACCAAGGCCCACCCAGCCCUGGUGUGCGCCGUCCUGCACUCUGAGGUGGUGGUGGCUCUGAUGCUGCAGUACUAUGUGCUCUAUGAGACCGUGGCACCUUCUGACAUCAUGGGGGCAGGGGUCGUGUUGGGUAGCAUUGCCAUCAUCACCGCCCAGAACCUCAGCUGUGAGAGGGAAGGGCAGGUGGAGGAGUGA